AGAGCAGCCAGUGUAGCCUGCAGCAUCCUCCCAUCUCAUUCUGGCUGACUAGCAUUACUGCUGCUGCUCCGAGUUGGACUGGCCUCCCAGGAUUAUCGCUUUGCUGUAAUCUGGGACACUGCAGAUUAUGCUUUUCAUCUAAUGCGCCCCUACACACACGCACCACAUGACCCUCUCACACAAAUGGACUCUCUCCUACUUUCUCCUCGCUUCACAGUGAGGGAGUGAGGAGUGGAAAUGGCAGAGAGACUAGAGAGUUGAACCUCUGCAGCGUGCCUUCAAAGGCUGGUGGUAAAACUGGUUGUACAAACGGAUUUUUGAAUGAUGGACUGAGAGCUGACCUUUGGGAUUAUAGUGGAGAGGAGGAGGGUGUGUGUGUCUGUGUGUGUGAUCUACAGCAGCUGCUUGAGGGGACAGGUAACUUAUUAACGUCCUGCAAAAAGCAGAGAGUUUACGAUCCUUUGGCCUUCUGCACCAAUGAGUAAUGAAAACGUGGUGCCGCUUUGUUUCAUUUUUUUGUCCUUCUGGCUGCUCCUAAACCAAUCUAGAAUCUGCUUAAGUGUUCAUCACAAAGAGAACAAGAGUCCAGAGUGUCGUAAGCAAGGAGAGACAGUGACAACCAGCACGCGGCUGGAUCACAUGCAGACAAUCAGGACUCGGGCGGCUCUGCUUAGGUAGAGAUUGCGUCGAGGAGGUGGUUUUCACAGCGGCGUUCGGCGACCUGUAAAUAUGGAGCCUUUGGAGGAAUACCACUCUCCGUUUGACUUUGAACAAGGGGUCAACUCCAGUUAUCUCUACCUCUCCCCAGCUUACAGCGACACGCCGCCCAGUUCGCCAGCUGUCAGAUGCAGAGAUUUCCAGGAGCAACCAGACUCUGUAGCUGAGGUGGGAGAGGAUGCAGUGACAUCUGUCGGUGCAGCUCCUCUUCCUCCUGUCAUGACAGAGGAAGAGCGUCAGGAGCUGCAACAGGAGCUGGAUAAGGUUGAAGACGAGAUCCAGACUCUAACCCAGGUGUUGGCAGCUAAAGAGAAGCAGCUUGCAGACAUCAAGAGGAAACUGGGCAUCACGCCUUUAAACGAGCUGAAACAGAACAUCACCAAAACCUGGCAGGAAGUCACCACUUCCACAGCCUAUCGGAGGACGUCUGAAACUCUGUCUCAGGCCAGUCUGAAAGCGACGGCAGCCUUCUCCAACAUGGGCUCGGCCAUCAGCAAGAAGUUCGAGGAUGUCAGGAACGCACCAACUUUCAAGUCACUGGAGGAGAAAGUCGAGACACUGAAGAUUAAGAUCGCUCCCACCGCUCCUCCCAGCAACCAGGACGGCAACGUCCCGGAAACCACCGAGUCUUUGAUCAACCAGCCUGAGGACGCCCCCAUCCAGGACGCACCCAUGCAAUGAGACUGAGACCGCACUUUCACCCUCUGACCUCUUUACCACCCGCACCCCCCCUCACCCCCCACCCUGCUCCUCUGACCAGUUUAACUCUUGUGUGCCAGUCUUCCUCUAUUGGAAACAAAUACCUUCCCAGCAUCCUCUGAGAUCGACUUGUCCGCUGUCCUCUUCCAACACACACGCUCAGUCGUUAGCUUGUUUGAAACUAAAACCACGGGAUGGAUUCAGGCACAUAUCCUCAUGUUUUUUGGGUUUAUCUAGUUGGUUUAGGCUCACUUAUAGAGGAAUCCUUUUUCCUUGUUGCACUCCUUAUUUCUUUGCCUUUUUUUCUUUUUCUAACCAGAAAAGCUUGAAUGCCAAACAUGCUCCAGUGUACUUUAGUUUCUUUAUGAUAUUAACACUCGAGUGUAGAAAACUGUGCAGUUAGAACAAUUGUAGUGUACUUUAGAAAUGUAUUAAAUGUUGGAGUCAUUGUUAUUAAACACGGAUGGUUUUGGCUUA
Messenger RNA from Gambusia affinis (western mosquitofish), 1893 nucleotides. RefSeq names its product tumor protein D52 (gene tpd52). The coding region runs from base 730 to 1398 and encodes 222 amino acids. Gene Ontology annotation, cellular component: cytoplasm. Lineage: Eukaryota; Metazoa; Chordata; Actinopteri; Cyprinodontiformes; Poeciliidae. The record is from RefSeq and is a predicted model, not a curated record. Gene Ontology annotation, biological process: B cell differentiation. The transcript is spliced from 6 exons.